AUGAGCAAGCGGAGCCGGCGCACAGCAGGCACCUCCAACGGUGAUCCACACGACCCAGCGACGGUCGCAGCCCGUCUCCUCGGCCCGCUCGGCCUCACCCCCGGGCCGCUCACGAACCUGCAAACCCUGUGGGCGGGGUACGGCUCCAUCUCGUCGUUCUCCGCGGUGGACAAGAGCGGCUCGUCGCACGCGCUGAUCCUCAAGCUCGUUGCGCCGCCGCGCGGCGCGUCACAAGACGAGGGCCACCGGCGAAAGAUGCUCUCCUACGGCGUCGAGCAGCACUUCUACUCUGCCGUUGUGCCUACCCUCCACCUUCCCUCGGAGGUGGGCAUCGCAAGCGUCAUCGCUACGAGCGGGGACGGCGUCAUUGCCACUGUGCUCGAGGACCUGCGGCCGCGGUUCCCCGUGUCAGGGGAACGCCGGGGCGAGCUUUCGGCGGCCCAGGUGUCGGCCGCGCUCCUGUGGCUAGGCAAGUUCCACGCCGCGUCGUGGGGCUACGGCAAGGGCCAGCUGGACGCCUUCGUCCUCCCGCCGCUGCUCGAAACUGAGGACGGGAAGAAGGCGCUCUGGCUGAACGGGGGGUACACUUACCUCGCGACACGGAUGAGCGAGUUCGCGACCCUCCAGCGCGGGCGGGGCGAGUGGAGCGUGCUCGCUGAACUCGACGGCGCGGGCAACUCGCCCGCGAGCCUUGCAGCGCUGUUCCUCGAGCCGCGAGGCCGCGCUUACGAGUCCUUGAUUCACGGGGACGUCAAGUCCGAGAACCUGUUCGCGAAUGCCAGAGGGGACAGGGUGGCCUUCUUCGACUUCCAGUAUGUCGGGGUGGGACUGGGAGUGUGCGACCUCGCCAAGCUGUUCACGUGUUCUGUGCCGCUUGAGAUGCUCGUCGACACGGACGACAGGGGGCGAGUGAAGCGCCGCGGCAUGGGCAAGGGCGAGGAGGCCUUGCUCCGCGAGUACCUGGCGUACACUGGCCGGAGCAGCGAGUACGCCUUUGCCGACCUCACCCGCCACUGGGAGACCGCGCUCGUCGACUGGUGCCGCUUUCAGGCGAGCUGGGGCUGGUGGGGCAACACCGACUGGCUACAGAGCCGCGUGCGCGAGAUCCUCGCGGACGGCGGGUGGCGGCGUUGGGUGGAGGGGGAGGUGAGCGCUGGGCUGAGCGCGGCGGCGGCGCGGUAG
Molecule: messenger RNA, 1182 nt
Organism: Vanrija pseudolonga
Lineage: Eukaryota; Fungi; Basidiomycota; Tremellomycetes; Trichosporonales; Trichosporonaceae
Exons: 2
Coding region: 1-1182 (393 amino acids)
Source: RefSeq, a predicted model, not a curated record